AUGGCCGACUUGUUUUCCUCUCCCAAUGAUGAUAUCGACUUCGACCGUGCCGCAUCUGCCUUCCCUGACAUUUCCCUGGACGGCGAGGGCGACAUCCCUGUAUCAGCACAGUUGGCUCCUGCACUCCCAGCAGGAAACUCUGGUUUCUCUUUCGACGACUUCAAUAGCCCGCCUCCCAUUUUUGCAAAGGAGACGCCAGUAAAGGUCACUGGUGACGAAGACAUUGAAAAGUUUGAGAGCGAGUUCCCUGACAUUGACGUUGGCCCAACUUCUCCACCUCUGCAACAAACGCCGACAUUCGGAGCAACGUUUGCGCCCCGUCCACAGCCGUCUGUAUUCUCCUCAACACCUAUCCUCACCCAAACCAUCGAGGAAGACGAACCGGAAGUGAUCAAGGAAUGGCGUGCGCGUCAAGCUGAAGAGAUCGCGGCUCGUGACGAAGCUUCCAAGGCCCGCCGUCAGGAGAUUAUCAGUCGAGCAGAGAGAGCCAUCGAUGAAUUUUACGAAAAGUACAACGCAAAGAAGGAGGAUACUAUUGCGGAGAACAAGGAGCAAGAGCAGGAGUAUCGCCAGUCUUUGACCGAGUCGCUGUCCAAGGGUACGACUUGGGACCGUAUCUGUGAUAUUAUUGAACUUCAAAACUCGCAAAGCAAGACCAUUGCAAGGGCUGGGCCUGGAACGACGGAUUUGACACGGUUCAAGGAAGUUCUGCUGAGAUUGAGGAGGGAGGGUGACGCUGCUCCUGGUGCUGGUGGCUACUAG
Molecule: messenger RNA, 762 nt
Organism: Guyanagaster necrorhizus
Lineage: Eukaryota; Fungi; Basidiomycota; Agaricomycetes; Agaricales; Physalacriaceae
Exons: 5
Coding region: 1-762 (253 amino acids)
Biological process (GO): clathrin-dependent endocytosis; intracellular protein transport
Cellular component (GO): plasma membrane; clathrin coat of coated pit; clathrin coat of trans-Golgi network vesicle
Molecular function (GO): clathrin heavy chain binding; structural molecule activity
Source: RefSeq, a predicted model, not a curated record